AUGGCAUCUCCAAUAUUCAUCUCAAAUCCAUCGGAGUCUUUCUCCAUAAGCAUAGUGCUAAGAGGAAUACAGCUUGGGUACUUAAGCACGUACCGAUGCCUACAGAACCCUCGGAUAUUAUACCAUUCCAACUUCUGGCCAUCAUUGAUCACCAUAGUUAAGUUGUCUUUGCUCCUAUACAUCCUUCUUAAUGGGCCUCUUUUCAUCACUAAAAUCUUUUUCAUUUGCAUCAACAGCCUCAAAAUCAGCAGCAUCAAUAAUUAUGUUCUCGAGAACAUAUUCAACAUCAACAUUUUCUUGAUCUCGUUGUACGGUUCAUACUUAGAUACUACAGCUGAUGAGUUGUUCAUGGCUAGCUUGAACUUUCUGGAUUCGGUGCUUUCUUCCAGGUACUAUGCUAACUUGAGUCGUUUCCAAAACGAUACUGUUCGCAUCAACAGUCAACAACUGGCUGGGGAUACUACCUGGCAAAGAGUGCGAUUCUUGUUCAAAAGAUCUAGCCACUUCAAAAACUUCUUAAACAGAUACUUUCAGUACUAUUUGUUCAACUUUGGGAUCUUUUUGCUAAUAUGUUACCCGGGAAAAAUGUCUACCGUAGUUCUUGGUUUGAUAUCAUUUCAAGUUCUUUCUGAUAAACUAGGAGCAGUUCCUUCUAUCUUGCUUAUUACAUUAUUGAAUAUGCUUCCUUGCCACUACACGGCUCAGGUGUUGAUUACUUUCUACGGUUCAUCCAACUUAUCCUACGACUUGCUAGCUCCUUACUUUCAGAGAUUGAAUAUGACCAAGUACGAAAAGAAACAAUGGAUAAACUCUCGGAAUGGAGUGUUAUUUGGCUUUGGUUUGGUAAACUACCUUAUGAUCAACACCUUCCCACAAUUUGCCAUAGUGUUAUACGCUCUUGCUCAGUUGAAUAUGGCCUAUUUGGUCACAAAAAUUACAGACGUACCUCCAGAUCAAGCAAAUAAAUUAAUAUCCUGGACUUCAUCUCAGCUCUUAUGGAGCGAUCAAUACAAACUAGUUAGUGGCAAAUUCAUCGACGAUCCGUUCGUCCCAAUUCCUGGUUCAUUUAUUUUCAGUUAGACUCUAUUAGACAAAAAGUUCAUUUAAUUGCA
Molecule: messenger RNA, 1112 nt
Organism: Scheffersomyces stipitis CBS 6054
Lineage: Eukaryota; Fungi; Ascomycota; Pichiomycetes; Serinales; Debaryomycetaceae
Exons: 2
Coding region: 1-1080 (359 amino acids)
Source: RefSeq, a predicted model, not a curated record